This is a messenger RNA of Doryrhamphus excisus (bluestripe pipefish), 1559 nucleotides long. RefSeq names its product pelota mRNA surveillance and ribosome rescue factor (gene pelo). Gene Ontology annotation, biological process: nuclear-transcribed mRNA catabolic process, no-go decay; nonfunctional rRNA decay; ribosome disassembly. The record is from RefSeq and is a predicted model, not a curated record. Gene Ontology annotation, cellular component: cytoplasm. Lineage: Eukaryota; Metazoa; Chordata; Actinopteri; Syngnathiformes; Syngnathidae.
AUACCCGGAUGUAUACUUGCGCCACCCAUUUCAUUUAUGGUUUUCACUUGAUAGUACAGUAUACGUUACAGCUAGUGUGUGACGUCACAACAGACCGCGCUUCUCUUUUUUGUUCCUGUUUGGACUUAGCGUCCGUUCAUUUUCACAAGAUUAUUUAAAUGAUUUAAUCAUGACGCCGGGUGCGGAGUAGAUCCUUGUUUAUUCCCGCGUGUAUAACACAACAAACAAUGAAGCUGCUUCACAGAGACAUUGAAAAAGACAACACCGGUCAGGUGACUCUGAUGCCAGAGGAAGCAGAGGACAUGUGGCACACCUACAACCUGCUGCAAGAGGGUGACAGCUUGAGGGCCUCCACUAUAAGAAAAGUACAGACCGAAUCCACUACCGGAAGCGUGGGUAGCUCCAGAGUUCGGACAACUUUAACUUUAUGCGUGGAGACGAUCGACUUCGAUACGCAGGCCUGCCAGCUGAGAGUCAAAGGGACCAACAUCGAAGAGAACCAGUAUGUCAAGAUGGGGGCAUACCACACGAUUGAGCUGGAGCUCAACAGGAAGUUUACUCUUGCGAAAAAGAGCUGGGACAGUGUCAUCCUAGCCAGAAUUGAUGAAGCAUGUGAUGCGACACAGAAGGCAGAUGUGGCAGCGGUGGUGAUGCAGGAAGGUCUCGCCAACCUGGUGCUGGUGACCCCAGCCAUGACGCUGCUGCGUGCUAAAGUGGAGCUCACCAUUCCCCGCAAGAGAAGGGGAAGCUGCACGCAACAUGAGAAGGCUCUGGAGAGGUUCUACGAAGCUGUCAUGCAGGCUAUUUUACGUCACAUUAAUUUUGAUGUGGUCAAGUGCAUCCUGGUGGCUAGUCCUGGCUUUGUGAAGGACCAGUUCAUGACGUACCUUUUUAAAGAGGCAGUGCGACAAGACAACAAGUUGCUGCUGGAGAACCGACCCAAAUUCAUGCUGGUCCACGCGUCGUCUGGUCACAAGUACUCGCUUAAAGAAAUCCUGUCAGACCCCACAGUAACGAGCAGACUGUCUGAUACCAAAGCUGCAGGAGAGGUGAAAGCCCUGGAGGACUUCUACAAGAUGCUCCAGCAUGAACCUGACAGAGCUUUUUAUGGGCUAGUUCAUGUGGAGAAGGCUGCAGACGCCCUCGCUGUCGAUACUUUAAUGAUCAGCGACAAGCUAUUCAGGCAUCAGGAUGUCCCUACCAGGGCUCGCUACGUCCGCUUGGUGGACAAAGUGAGAGACAAUGGCGGCAAUGUCAGAAUAUUCUCCAGCCUUCACGUCUCUGGUGAACAACUGACUCAGCUGAGCGGCGUGGCGGCCAUCUUGCGCUUCCCUAUUGCCGACUUUUCAGAGGGAGAAGAAAGCAGCUCAGAUGAAGAUUGAUGAUAGAACUGUUGCUAAUUAAAAGAGGAAAAACUCUACCGACUGUGUAUUGCUGUCAUACUAGUGAAAUUUAGAAUUCUCAUCUUUAUCCGUUAAAUUAGCGUGAGGUUGUGUGUAUGAGGGUACAUAUACAGUACAUAUUAAGAGUGCAACAAUACACAAAAUUCACGGUUCGGA